CCGUCCCAUCUUUAGGUUUUACCUCCUUCCAUUCACCACCGCACCUACAACGCUCAACCCCGCUCUAAAAUGGCAAUCUUGCAACCGCUGGCUCCUCCUUUCUCUCUCUCGCAACACCGUCCCUCUCACAACUUCCUCCGUCUUGCUUCCACUUCUAGCGAACUACCGAACUUCUUGCCUCUUGCAGCUGAGCACUUCCACUCCAACUUUACUGGCCUCGCAUCAAGGAUUUGCGACCAUAAGUUCACGUCACCAACCAGUGCCCGUCAAAGGCCCCUACACGAGCUGGUAAACUGUCGAAGUAGUUUGACCUACGGCAGGAAUACCGAGGAUUGGACUCGACGUCGAUCCGACAACACCUACUCAUCAUCAUCAAAGGCAUUUCCCCAGCUCACGACGGUAUCCUGUGUCAAACAGGCGCCUACCUGCUACUUCUCCUGCCCCGUACCAAGGUGUAUAACAAUCAAUUACAAUUCUGGUUUGUUCGAUCGCCAAAGCAAGCAGCUUUCACGGCCUGAAUGGAGCAUCAAGACAGCGACCAUCAACCUCCCGACACCUAACAGAGGGAUUGAAAAUGACUAGCGAAAAGCAAGCCAAACCCGAGGUUCCCGCCAUGCAAACGGUCGAUUCUGGAGAACAGGUUGCCUUAGUUGCCCCAAGCACAGAAGAACGCCCCUUUGCUAUCAUCCCCCCAAAUCUCAAUCCAAAGCUCAAGCCAGGCCCAGAAGUUUCUCCUCACCUUGGGCACCUUCCUCAAGGUCGACGCAUUGUCAUCAAAGACCCAAACGGCAAAGUUGUUGACCUCAGCAAGGCAAGGAUUUCCGCCACUCCAGGACCAAGCCAGCAGCAGCAACCAAAGGCGCAGCUCAAUACUACUUCGAACCAAGAUGGACCCAGCAGAGCUGCGUUGAACCCAACUCCUCAAGCUGGCAACCCCAAAAACUCUGCAUGGGAAAGUACUUCCCCGACAGGAUGGGGCCCACAAGCCACGAAAGUCGAUCAGCCAGUUGGCGCUGGUAACCAGAACUCGGGUGCCUGUCCACACACUCUGAAGGGCGACCAGGCCGUCGUUCAUCAGGCUCACGCGUCUGCAAACCCCUGGGCAGCAGAGACGAAACCCUGGCAAGCACAGAAAAAUCCAUGGGCAACGGAGAGGAAACCCUGGGCAGCAGAAAAGAAACAUCGGACACCAGAGAAGAAAUGGCACGUUCCUCAGACCAGUUGGAAGUCAAGAGGACCGCAAGAGCACCGACCCCCGCCGGUGCCUGUUGAUUACAUGGAGCAUGAACUCCCUGUUCGCCGGCUUGACUGGUCAGGCUCGCAACGGAGCCCUCUGCCGCUCUCUGACUUUGAUUUCAGCGAUGGUCCUGAACAAAUCAUGGAAGUCAAUCAGAAGAUGUCCCAGGAUAUUCGCAACGAAAUCGGCGUUGAAGUCCCCAUGUACCGGUUCAAUAACGAGUUGGGCAACCCCACCAUACAGUUCGGUCACUUUUAUGAUUGCCAAAACUACGAUCUAGGCCUCCAAACUGAAGACUACAACCAAAACCUGGUAGAAUCAUGGAUUCGAAACGUGACUGCCGAUGCAAAGGCAUCUUUAAAAUCUAAGCGCAAUCACUUCAAUUGUGAUAUCAAUCCAGAAACGGGAUGCUUUCUCGCACCUGUCGCAUACCCUGAGACUCGAGUCAGCGAAGCAGAGGACCCGGAACUUCGAUGGCGUCAGAAGAACUGGUCAUCGGAGUUGCUGCGCAAGCGCAAGCUCGCGACCAAGAGAGGUGGGAAAUACUAUCGAGGAGAGGUUCCACCAUCGAGCCGCCAGCCACCAAAUGUUCAAAUCAACGUCAAUAUUGCGGACUUAUUUGUGCCCCAGAUACCAAUGCAUUUGCGCCCUGCUACACCUUCCGACAUGGAGGCAGUGGCAUCCCUCUACAACAGCGAAGAUGUUCAGAAAUUAGAUUCUGCACCUUUGGGACCGGCGGACUUUGAGAAAAUCCUUACGGACACCCAUGGGCACGAAUUUCCCUUCAUCGUUGCCGUCAGCGGCUCGGCUAGGGUAGACACGUUGAAAGACGGCAUUAGGUUCGAGUCAAAUCAACCACAACAGAAGGUCCUCCCUUCGAAUCUCCAAGAAGGCUUGGUUCUUGGGUUUGCGUACCUCUCAGUUUGGAAGCCCGGUUUGGCUGGCAGUAAAACGGGCACCAGUAGGGCCACUGCUGAGGCCCAUGUGUAUGUUCAUACUUCUUGGAGACGCAAGAAGAUCGGAUCUGCACUCCUGGAUCGGCUUCUCGCCUCAGUUUCACUCAACGCGAAAUCAAAGGAGAUGUGCGACUUCUGGGAUCCUUCACGCAACCCUGCUUACGCGGCUCCCUGCCAACAUGACCGCUAUACGUUCAAGAUCUACAUGCAGUACCUUGUCAACACCAGAUUCGACAUCAACAAUGGAUUCAACAAUAUGGAGAGUCAAGAAAACCAAACCGAUGAUAUCGCGUGGUUGAAUAACCUCCUCGAAACCAAAUUCGGAUUCAAGAAAAAAGUCCGUUUCGAAGCCGCAUAUCGCUCGCCAAAAGUUGAAGGACAAGUUAGCCAUUGGUUGGAUUCUGUCGUGUUUGAACAUACCUGCUGCAGUCCUUCAUGGAUCGAUCAACUCUACUGAGGCAACCAGAAUUGGCGAAUGGGUAUCACACCUCAACCCACUUGGUCAUUGUCCUAUUGCCCCUUCGAUUCCUUUUAUUCUCAUCAUUUCCUUCCCAUUUUCUUUCAUCAGCAUCUGCAAACCCUUUCCUUAUUUCUCUUUUCCUUCACUGUUCAUCUCUCUUCUGAGAAGAUACAGAUGUCCUAAUGAGGCUUGGAUGAGCAGCUGACAAGGGAAGUAGAUGACUUCAUUUGCUCACGAUCUUAUCGUGUAAAAUCGGCGAGUUCGAAGUUAGUGGAUGGAGCAAUGCUCAAUCUAGCCUUUCUGAGGUUAAGUACAUUCAAUAUGAAACGAACGAAAAGUUCCCAAAUACCUUUGUAGUUCCGUCGAACUCUGAAUCUUGUUAUGGUCGCUGUUGGGAUUGCUUUUCUGUUACUUGCUCAUCAGAAACCCAUCUGUCCUGCAUUGUGUGAAGAAGUCAAUGUUAGUGCAUUAACAG
Molecule: messenger RNA, 3128 nt
Organism: Neurospora crassa OR74A
Lineage: Eukaryota; Fungi; Ascomycota; Sordariomycetes; Sordariales; Sordariaceae
Exons: 2
Coding region: 575-2650 (691 amino acids)
Molecular function (GO): acyltransferase activity, transferring groups other than amino-acyl groups
Source: RefSeq, a predicted model, not a curated record